Molecule: messenger RNA, 1152 nt
Organism: Fusarium coffeatum
Lineage: Eukaryota; Fungi; Ascomycota; Sordariomycetes; Hypocreales; Nectriaceae
Exons: 4
Coding region: 1-1152 (383 amino acids)
Biological process (GO): amino acid catabolic process; D-galactonate catabolic process
Molecular function (GO): galactonate dehydratase activity
Source: RefSeq, a predicted model, not a curated record
AUGGCAAAAAUCGCAUCAAUCAGAUACUACCGUGUAAAGCCACGAUGGCUCAUGGUGAAAGUCGUCGACGAAAAUGGUCAACAUGGAUGGGGUGAGGCGACGCUUGAAGGACAUGAUCUUGCUGUUGAGGGGUGUCUGGAUGAGAUGAUUCCGAGGAUUGUUGGACAAGAGGCCAAUGAUAUUGAGAAUAUCUGGCAGACGUUUUGGCGACACAACUUUUAUCGCGGCGGACCGGUUUUCAUGUCUGCCAUGUCUGGAAUUGACAUUGCACUAUGGGAUCUGAAAGGCCGUAACUUGAAGGUUCCUAUUUAUGAGCUCCUAGGCGGCAAAGUAAGGAACAAAGUCCAAGUAUACUGUUGGAUCGGCGGCGACCGUCCCUCAGAUGUCGAAGCAGCAGCCAAAAAACGUCUCGAGCAAGGCCUAACAUGUGUAAAAAUGAACGCCACCGAAGAUCUGGGCUGGAUAGACUCUCCCUCCGCCCUCGACAGCACCGUCGAACGUCUCAAACAAGUAAAAGCUCUCGGUCUCGACGCCGGUCUCGAUUUCCACGGUCGCUGUCACAAAGCCAUGGCGAAACAACUCGCUCGAGCACUAGAGCCGCACAGACCUUUAUUCAUUGAAGAGCCGAUUCUCGUGGAACAUCCUGAAGCAAUCAAGAAAUUAUCUGAUCAGACGGUGAUUCCUAUUGCUUUUGGGGAACGGCUGUAUACGAGAUGGGAUGUCAAGCGUUUUCUUGAAGAUUCAAGUGUUGAUAUUCUUCAACCGGAUAUAGCACACGCAGGCGGUAUUUCCGAAACGAAGCGCAUAGCUACCAUGGCGGAAGCAUACGACGUCGCUAUAGCGCCGCAUUGCCCAUUAGGACCUGUCGCUUUUGCAGCGUCUGUGCAGGUAGCCCUUUCAACGCCGAAUUUUGCUAUUUUGGAGAUGAGUUUGGGAAUGCAUUAUAAUACGGAAGCUGGGGAUAUUGAUUUACUUACGUAUCUCAAGGAUCCUAGUGUUUUUGAUUUGGAGGGUGGUCAUGUAAAGGCGCCGACGGGGUAUGGAUUGGGUAUUGAGAUUGAUGAGGCGAUGGUUAUUAGGAUUGCGAAGGAGACGGAGCCUUGGCAGUGUAAGACCUUCCAUGGGCCUGAUGGAGGGAUUCGCGAGUGGUAG